CGACGGCAACUUGAACUCGUUGAACUGCAUGACGCCAGGGUUCAGGUCGAGUAGCGGCUUUGCCCAGCCGGCCUUGUAGGCCUGCAGCGCGCAAUGGGGUGCCUGCCGCGUCGAGCGGCGCGGCUGCGCCCAUGCAUGGGGUCCGAGGGGUCGCCACGCAGCCGCCGUUCACAGCCGCCUCCGCUGGCGCCUCCUCUGGCGCCUCCACUGGCGCUGGCGCUACCGCUGGCGCCGGUGGCGUUGCACACGAGGCGAGAGGCUGGGGCCAGGAAGUGGUGUUGAGUUGAGCAGAUGCUGGCGGAUGAGUGCGGCCAUGCCCGGCAGCUGGCCCAAGGGAGUAGAGCCAGGAGCGCCUUCGCUGUUGUCAGGGCUUGUUAUUGAAGAUGCUUAAGACUAACAAUUCGAAGUCGAGGAAUCCAGCGAGCAUAGAAGUUGGAGACGCCUGGAGCUGGCUUAGCCAGUUGAGGCUGCGAGGCACGGUGGGGCGGGGCGGGGCGGAGGUGGGGUCCGGGGUCAGGUCAGGUUGUUCCCACCGAGCUCAGGCAGGAACAUGAGAAAUUGGAUGGGGUGUCCGUCCGUCCUUGUGUGAAGGUGACAUUGCACGGGGGGUGUUAACAGGUACUGUUGUGUAUAGUACACGGGCGGGAGUAGAAGGGAGAAACACCUGUACAGGUAUGUUCCCCACGCAGCGGAAGCAGCACACAGCACAAUGCACACUGCCAAGCCUUAAAACGCCCGAUGCCAAUUCCAAAGUCAGCCCCCGGUAGCCAACCAACACUGUCCUCGCCUAACAGGCUGUCCUGACGCCGCCAGGAAGUCGUUGGACUGUAGGGGGCACUCCAGGUUGACCACCCUGGUCGUGCCCGCCGCUGCCAGGUUGUUGACAGCAAUGCCGUCUGGUGUAAUUGAUGGCUCCGGAGCCAAGUGGCAAAGGGGAGACACCAGGGUCUUGCGCAGGAACAGCUGGCGCUGGAUGUAAACGUCAGGGUGG
Messenger RNA from Chlamydomonas reinhardtii, 991 nucleotides. RefSeq lists its product as uncharacterized. The coding region runs from base 94 to 282 and encodes 62 amino acids. NCBI's taxonomy places the organism in Eukaryota, Viridiplantae, Chlorophyta, Chlorophyceae, Chlamydomonadales, Chlamydomonadaceae. The record is from RefSeq and is a predicted model, not a curated record. The transcript has a single exon.